This is a messenger RNA of Lactuca virosa, 357 nucleotides long. The record is from the annotation of a GenBank genome assembly. Lineage: Eukaryota; Viridiplantae; Streptophyta; Magnoliopsida; Asterales; Asteraceae.
AUGGCUAAUCACAUUAGGGUUGUCAUCAUCAUGUUGGCAAUCACUUUCCCCCGUUUUGCAACAUCCAAACCUAUAAUCUUGUCGUCCCAACCCCAAUGGACAGUAUUGAACCGAUUGUCAGGCUCUCAUCGACGGCUUGUAGGGGACACCAUUGAUAUUAGGGAAGAGAUGAUGAUGGAAAACGAAAGUGCACGAAGAAUCCUAGCUGGAAGAGGGUAUAUAAGCUAUAACGCAAUGCAGAAGAAUAAUGUUCCAUGCAACCAACGUGGUCAGUCUUAUUAUGAUUGUAACAGUAGAGGUCAGGCUAAUCCGUAUUCUCGAGGAUGCAAUGUAAUCACUAGGUGUGGUGGUCGUUGA